Molecule: messenger RNA, 1296 nt
Organism: Camelina sativa (false flax)
Lineage: Eukaryota; Viridiplantae; Streptophyta; Magnoliopsida; Brassicales; Brassicaceae
Product: protein RGF1 INDUCIBLE TRANSCRIPTION FACTOR 1
Source: RefSeq, a predicted model, not a curated record
UAUUUAUAUGGAUUUUCAUGUGAAUUAAUAUAAAACUCUGAAAAAGUUAUAUCGGUGGCCGACUUCAAAAAACAAGAAAAACCUCAAUUUCUCUUAUUUUCUUCUUUCAGCUAUUUGCCGCCGCCGCCUCCUCUAAAUCAAAACAUCUCUUCUUAGUCUUUUCAAUCUUCUUAGGUCAGUUCUUCUUAUUCACUCUUCAAGCUGGCUGGCUAUUGAAAACCUCAAUAACAACAUAUCACAAGAACACUCAUGGGAACGAUGAUGAGAGCAGAAGAAGAUAACUACAAUCUGAGUCCUCCACCAUGGCUAAUCCCUAUGCUAAGAGCAAACUACUUCGUCCCUUGUUCCAUCCACGCCGCUUCCAACAAGAGCGAAUGCAACAUGUUCUGUCUUGACUGCAGUUCCGAAGCCUUUUGCUCUUACUGUUUGCCUAAUCACAGAAACCAUCGUGUCAUUCAGAUACGGAGGUCAUCGUACCACAACGUGGUGAGGGUGAACGAGAUUCAGAAGUACAUAGACAUCUCUUGUGUUCAGACUUACAUAAUCAACAGCGCAAGGAUCGUCUUCUUGAACGAACGUCCUCAGCCAAGAAUCGGCAAAGGCGUCACCAACACUUGUGAAAUCUGUUGCAGAAGUCUUCUUGAUUCUUUCCGUUUCUGCUCCCUCGGCUGCAAACUUGGAGGGAUGAAGCGAGGAGGGAAUGAUCCAAGUCUAACCUUCUCUCUGAGAGGGAAGCAUGGAAGGGAGUACGAAGGUGAGUGGGAAUCUGAUGAGGCGACCACACCAACUAAGAUACGGAAGACGACGUGUGCUUUCAAUCGUCUCAUGAGUGGUCUCUCCAUCUCCACCGUUAGGUUUGAUUACUUGUCAGGAGAUCAACGGUCUUCGAGCUCGGGUGAUGAGAGUGGUUUUAAUCUUUCUCCGGGGACGCCACCGAUAUAUAAUCACCGGAACUCAAGCAGACGUAAGGGAGUCCCACACCGUGCUCCGUUCUGAAGUUAUAUAACUUUAAGAGUAACCUAACUAUGUGUAUAAAAAUCUAGAAAAUGUGGCCAUUAUAUUGUAUACGGUUAGUACUUAGUAUUGCUUUAUAACCUUUUGAAGCUAUAGGAAUGAAUAUAUAUAUAUAUAUGAAUGUAGUAUAGUAUCAUGUUUUGUUUGUUUUUAUAAAUAUAGAUAUUAGGUUGUAUACUCAAAAAGGAUUGAAAUAUGCUUGUCAUAUAGUUUUUUUGGCUGUAAAUAUACGUUUGAAAGGAUAUAUGGUUCGUGGUAUGUUACUUGUAUCGUUUCGGUGUA